CUGUUUCACUUUUCUAUUUUUUAAUUUUCAAAUGCUAUGCUGUCCUUGUUUUGAAUGCUUUAGCGACCCUAUUGAUACUAAAUCUAAUCAAUCGAAGGAUUUAGAAAUGGAAUUUGAGCUACAUAAACAAACUUCUCGUUAUUUUGCUAAUCCAUUUAUUGAUGAUGUUUUGGCUGGUUCAAAAUUGGUAACUAAUGAAUGGAUUAUUUCAAGCAUAAAAUCAGUGGUGAAUCAACUUGUGUAUGUAAGGAUUGCAGAAGAUGAAUAUCGAGACGAUGGCCCUUAUGUUGGACCUAGCGGGAUAGCUUAUGCUUUGUUGCAGGCCUCGAAAACUAAUGUUGGCAUUAAGCUUGAAAAGGAGGCACUUGUAAUCUUGAGCAAACAACAGAAGCUUUUGCAUAAUAUGUCCGCGGCCCAUGAAUGCCGUUACCUCACUGGAACCCUUGGUUUUUACACAAUCCAAUUACUAGCAGGACAGAUUGAUUCAGAAUUGUUUUCAGCUAAGGUUAGAAGAAUGCUUGAACUUGUUUUACAAAAUGGAUAUCAAAAAAUUGGUGACGAUGAGAUUUUGAAUGGAAGAGCUGGAUUUUUGGCUUCAAUUUUAAUUAUAAAAAAAGAAAAAGGGUUUGAUGUUCUAUCUGACGAUGAAAUACGCUCUGUUUUAAAUUCCAUAAUUCAAUCUGGGCUUGCUUAUUCUAAAAAACACCACUCCCCUUCACCAUUAAUGUACCAAUGGCACGGAGAUGAAUAUUUGGGUGCCGCACAUGGAGUUUCUGGCAUUCUUCAAAUACUUUUAAGUUAUUGGGAUUUUCUUGACGAUUCAGCUAAAACAGCGGUCAAACAAUCUGUGGAUUGGUAUUUAAGUAUUCAAUUAAAUGAUGGAAAUUUUCCUUCUGGAACGGACAGAAUUGGUAGAACAGAAGAACUCAUUCAUUGGUGUCAUGGAGCAACGGGAGCUCUUCAUAUGCUUUUAGCUGCUCAUUUAGUCUUUGACAGUGCCAAAUACUUACAGGCCGCCAUUCGAUGUGCGCAACUAAUUUGGGAAAGAGGUAUUCUUGGAAAAGGCCCAGGAAUUUGUCAUGGAGUUGCAGGCAGUGGAUAUGCAUUUCUAUUACUCUACAGGCAGACCCUCGAAAAUGGAUGGCUUGAGAAGGCAAAAGUUUUUGCUUUAAUCAUGAUGAGUGAAAAUUUUAGGAAUGCUGCUCGGACACCUGAUUGUCCUUGGAGUUUGUUUGAGGGUUGGGCGGGAUCGCUUUGUUUUUUAAUUGAUUUGCUUACACCGACAAAAUCCCAAUUUCCUUUGCUCCCAUUGAAUUUCAAAAAUUAG
This is a messenger RNA of Meloidogyne enterolobii, 1327 nucleotides long. Lineage: Eukaryota; Metazoa; Nematoda; Chromadorea; Rhabditida; Meloidogynidae. The record is from the annotation of a GenBank genome assembly.